AUGACCACCCCUGCACUGAAGACUGACCAGGGUUCAAUAAACGAUGCAACAGCCGAAGGAAUGGUGACUCAUGCUGCAAACUUGCCCACGCCUCUAUCUGAUCCAAUGCGUCAGAAAGCGCAUCGUUUCAAGAACACACCAACAGACGCAGUUAUUAUGGACAACCUGACGUUCAAGAAGGUCUCCACAUUAAUGAAAGGAAAUCGGCAAGACGCACUGAAAAACCGGGAGCUAAAGGGGAUCUCUCUGGCUGCGUCAAAACGAAACUUUGCAUCGGUCACCACAUCGAAUGAGCAACUCACUCAGUACCUGCAAUAA
Messenger RNA from Haemonchus placei, 318 nucleotides. The record is from the annotation of a GenBank genome assembly. NCBI's taxonomy places the organism in Eukaryota, Metazoa, Nematoda, Chromadorea, Rhabditida, Trichostrongylidae.